AAAUUAAUGAAACUAAUGAAAUAGAUAUAGACACUUCUGAAAUAAACAUGGAUUGUUUAGAAACUAAUAUAAAUAACUUGGAGGCCGCGCAAUUACAUCUUUCACAUGACCAAAAUUGUUCAAUGCUUGAGUAUAAUAAAAAAAAAAUCACUCAAAUUUGCGAUAAAAGUAGCAUCCUUUAUUCACGUCUUGAAUUAGUCGCAAG
Messenger RNA from Racocetra fulgida, 205 nucleotides. Lineage: Eukaryota; Fungi; Glomeromycota; Glomeromycetes; Diversisporales; Gigasporaceae. The record is from the annotation of a GenBank genome assembly.